This is a messenger RNA of Rhinocladiella mackenziei CBS 650.93, 195 nucleotides long. RefSeq lists its product as uncharacterized. Lineage: Eukaryota; Fungi; Ascomycota; Eurotiomycetes; Chaetothyriales; Herpotrichiellaceae. The transcript is spliced from 2 exons. The record is from RefSeq and is a predicted model, not a curated record. Bases 1 to 195 code for a protein of 64 amino acids.
AUGUAUACUUCGGAAGCGUCGCCGGCUCAUCGCGCUCUUUUGCCUAUUGGGUCAACAUCGGGUGAAUCCGGCAUGGAUGCUCUCGCUCGGAUGUCGCUCGAAACUCUACGAAGAAACUCGAUAGCUCCCAAGUAUAUCGAACUCGAAUGGGACCAGGUGCGCCAUGGUGUCGAGGAAGAAAAGAAAAAGCCAUAG